Messenger RNA from Labrus bergylta (ballan wrasse), 2861 nucleotides. The record is from RefSeq and is a predicted model, not a curated record. NCBI's taxonomy places the organism in Eukaryota, Metazoa, Chordata, Actinopteri, Labriformes, Labridae.
AUGGCUCCUGCUGUGGUCUGGAACAUUCCUCUGGGCUUCAGUAAUGACCUCCUAAUGGCACUAAUGAGCCUCCACAGAGGAGCUCGGCUCCACAUGGCUGAUUGUAAUGACAUUUUGUCUUUCUCCUCCCCCUCCCUUCUUGCCCUGCCUGCUCUCUCUCACCUUGAUGCUGUUGUAUGUGGAGGUGAGUUAUCCAUGGGCGAUUUCCAGGACCCCUUCCUCGUCAGCGUCCACCUCAUCGCAGACCCCGGCCAGGGAAAGUUCCUUCAACGAGCUGCUGAUGCCGUGCUGGCGUGGGUUCACCCUGAGCUGCAGCUCUUCAGAGUCUCAGAGCGGGCCUCCGUCUCCCAGCAAACCCGACCAAAGCACAACCAAAACGGCCUCCUAGAAGUAGCCUGCCAGCCGUCCAUGGCGGUCAUCCUCUUCCUCCAGGAGGGAUACGGCGGUGAGGAGCAGAUCCUGAUGCUGCACCACGCCCUGCAGAACCCGCCCUGGAGCUACCACCACACCGAAAGAGUCAGCAACGGACGACGGAUGCUGCCUUUGUCCCCAUGCAGUCAGGACUUCUUCACUCUGUCUCCUGGAACGCCGCUAUGGGCUGUGCGUCAGGUGCAUUACGGGAAAGAAAUUGUGCGAUUUACAGUUUAUUGCAGACAUGAAAACUAUGUGGACAUGGUGCGGCUUUACAGGCUGCUGCUUCAGCGGAGAGUCGCGCAGAAGAAGGAGGACUUUUGCUUCUUCGUCGUUUACUCAAACCCGGAGAUGGAGAUCCAGCUGUCGUUUAAGAGACUCCCUCGAGGUGAGAGUCCCAUGGUGCUGGACUCAGCCGUGAUGGAGGUGAGGGUACGAGAUGUGGGGGCGCUGGUGCCCCUGCUGCCUCACACCUGCAGCCCAAUCAGUGAGGUCCGUUGGCAAACAGAGGACUACGAUGGAAAUAAGAUCCUUCUGCAGGUUCAGGGCUCACACUUCAAACACUAUCAAGAUCCCUCCUACUUAUCCCCCUCGAUCACUGAAUCAGCCUCGGCUCCAUCCACCUUCACCCGCAGCUCCGCUUCCUCCAAGACCCGCAGACACCACCACCACCGGUCUUCAUCCCGCCCUAGAGUCCACCAGACCCCCCACAGCUCCCACACCCUGACCUUUGAGGAGCUGGACGAAGAGGAGCAGUGGACGGACCGCCACUAUCCCGACAGCUGGAGGACUGAGUGGAGGGGCCACAGAUCCGGAUCCCUCUUCUCUCUACCAAACCUGGGCUCAGGGAGCUCCCACUCCACCUGCUCCUCCCCUGGUCCCUCUCCCAGCCUCCAUCACAGGACCCACUCCUUCAACAGACGCGGCUCCCUUAUCCCGCCAUUUAAGCUCAAUGUGGACGCUCUGGUCGGGGCGGAGGAGACGGAUGUGGACACAGGGGACAAAGUAAACCCGGGCAGCAACGUGGACCUCUCAGUGGUGUCUGCAUACAUCAAAUCCAGCCUGCCACAGACUCCUCGGCCGUCAUCGGCACAGUCAGAUGACUUCAGAAGCUCAUUUUCUCCCUGCAUCCCGGAGAACAUUUAUAAAUCAGCCUCAUUCAGACGAACUCCAAACAGCUUCAGCAACAGCAGCACUCCCUCCACCCUGAUAGGGUCUUGUAUGAGCAGCCCCAGUAUCAGCCCAACUGCUGCUCCGUCUCUGAGCGAUGUGUCCAUAAACCACUUGGACAGCUGCAGCAUUAUGAGCGCACAGAUAGAAGAAGAAGAAGAAGAAGAAGAAGAAGAAGAAGAAAAGGUGAUAGAAGAGGAAGAACAAGAAUUCUACAUUUGAUUUAUGUUGUAAGCUGAGAGGACUCACUCUGUCCAGUACUGACACAGCUCUACUCUGCCCCCUGGUGGUGAAACUUGAGUGAAGCAGAAACUUUUUUUUAUGUUCUUGUGUAUUAGUGAGUGUUGAUCUUUUUGCGUGUAGAUUUAAGCUUUAAAGCUCUAUGUUUGUAAAAGCAGACACACAUUUAAAGGUCAAAUAAGAACUGUUACAGAUAUACUCUCAAUAAAUGUGCUUGUGCGACACACAACCGUUUCAACGUAACUUUAAAACUUUUCCUGUCAAAAAAGCUCCAUCGAUUAUUCCAUGAAUUGAUUAGCUGACAAAUAAUAAUAAUAAUAAUGAAUCAGUUGAAUAGUUUUUCAUUCAGCUUUCAAAAUUCUCAAAUUUCAACUUUUCAGUAUUAAAUGAAAUAUUGAAAAGUCCUCCGUGACAUUGAACUCAAUAUAUUCCUGUUGUUUCCACAUAAAUCACGCACUACUUGAGGACGCCCUCUGAUUGACAUUUGAAGCCUUUUAUGAUCUAAACAUGUGUCUGUUUUAUUGGGGAAAUUAUUGAUGAAUUGAUCUAUAAUGAAAAUAGAUACUGUUGGUUGCUGCCCAAGGUUAUGACAUUUUUAUAUUGCAUAUUUAUUUUGUUUAUAAUGUUCUUUUUUUAUCCACUCUUAUGAUAAAAGCUUUAAUUGGAGCAUAUAAAAUGCUUCAUUAAUAUUUGAAUAUCUGUUGUGUUUGCAGUGAGUCGCUGGAACAUCUAAAUAAUAAUCGACCGCAGGUUAGAGUCUGAAGGCUUCAAGUAGCUUCUCUUCUUUUACUGUUAUUACAGCUACGUUAAAAAAAAACAGAUUAUUUAUUAUUGCAUGCAGAAUCCUUGAAGGUUUGUAAAUAAAGAAACGAGGACAAUGAAAGUGGUUUGCUGACACCUCUCUGCAGCUUCAGCAGCUUAACUUUGAGUUUGAGUUUCAACAUGACACACUCUGACCUGAAGUGUGUGUGUGUGUGUUUAAAAUGUGUCUGUGUUGAUUCAUGAAAUGAAACAUUACUAUUUGCAAUUUGGGUUUAAGA